ACUUCGUUGCAUGCGUCGACCAAAGAAAAUCACAUUUUGAAAAAACUGUGAACCAUUUCUUUUCGUUUCGCUAUCCUAUUUGAGACGUAAAGGUCCAAAAAUUUUAUUAUCUUAUGGAUUUUGAUGGUGUCCGAUCCCCUCCAAAGCCUUCUUUCCAUGUUCCAACCGCUCUAUAUACGAGUCCUUUGUUGGAUCUCACUCCGGAGAAGAAAGCAAUCGGACUCAAACAAAAUAAAGAGAGGCAUUUUCCAUUGGUUUCCUCUGAAAACGAUGCAGGUGAAGGGAAAGAGAUUCAUGCAUGUCUUGCUCAGCCAUCUAUGAACUCCACGAAACGAGUCAACAAGAAACUACUGGCUCUAGAGGAAGAGCAGUUUAAUCCAGCUGAGGCAAUAGCUAAGAAACUUGAACAGUCUGAGAUCACCAGGUCAAACCUUUGUGAAAAAGUGGCUCAAGCUGUCAAUGUGAAGAAAGGAGAUAACAUUUACUCUGAUUUGGUUUCACUAAAUGUUGAUGCUGAAGAUGCAUUUGCUGAGCAUGCGCAUGUCAGAGCACGAAGCAGUGCAAAAACGUACAAACCUCCCUUACAGGAGCCAGACAUAAUGGCUUUCUUUUCUGAGGAGUUUGAAACACAGUCAGCACAUUUUGGUUAUGAUCUGUUCUAUGUAGAGGAACCUUUGCCAGAACCAUCAGCAGCUCCAAUAUCUCAUGUGUUUGACUUAUAUAAACAUGUAAAAAGCUGGCAGGAACAGUAACUUGAAUAAUAUGCCUAGUAAAGAAUACUAUUUUACAGAAUUAUUAUGGAUACAAGAGUCAGAUAAAUUAUGCAAAAAAAUUUGAGCAUUAUCCUUUUCAACCCUUUAACUUCCAGAUCAAAUUUGUUAUUCUCCUUACUGUCAACCAUACAAUUCUUAUAAUGUUAGUGCUGAGAAUUUAGUAUUGGAUCAACCAAAUAUCCCUGAAUCGAUAUUAUUCUUUAUUCUCAUCACUUAUCUGGUUGAUAUUGUAUUGAAUUUGUAAGGAGAAAUUCUGUCUUGGUCACUCAUGGGAGUUGGAGGGUCAAGCAUCACCCUGAAAUGAUGAAUUAUUACAAUAUUUAUUUUUAGAUUUUUGUUAUGCUCAAUUUCAUAGUUUUCAAGAUAAUAAUAAUAAUAAUAUUUCCUAUCACCUCCAUUCCCCCAUUUCUAUCACCAACAAGAGAGUGGGGUGUUAACAGAAAGGUAGAGAGAAUUUCCUAGGUGUUGCUAAAGUGAAAAAGGCCAGGAUUUGGAACCUGGCCAAGGGCCACACACAAGUUUAGAAUGCACAGGACCUUUUUCUUUGAAAUUGCUUCCCACAAUCUUUGUGAAUAUUCCACCAGACAAAAAGAGUGUUUAUACCCAGACAAAUCUGGUCCAUGAUUCAGAAAGCUUAAAAAAUGAUGCACUUCAGGGGCCAGGUAGUGUUGCAGUGCAAAAUAUGCUAAUAUUUGAAUUAAUUGUUUUAAUUUCCAUUUUAAAUAUUCUAGGAAAUUCAAAGUGUGUAUGCUGGGUAA
Molecule: messenger RNA, 1531 nt
Organism: Pocillopora damicornis (cauliflower coral)
Lineage: Eukaryota; Metazoa; Cnidaria; Anthozoa; Scleractinia; Pocilloporidae
Biological process (GO): negative regulation of phosphatase activity; positive regulation of centriole elongation; positive regulation of cilium assembly
Cellular component (GO): centriole
Molecular function (GO): phosphatase binding
Source: RefSeq, a predicted model, not a curated record